Molecule: messenger RNA, 1009 nt
Organism: Melanotaenia boesemani (Boeseman's rainbowfish)
Lineage: Eukaryota; Metazoa; Chordata; Actinopteri; Atheriniformes; Melanotaeniidae
Product: PWWP domain-containing DNA repair factor 3A-like
Exons: 10
Coding region: 318-887 (189 amino acids)
Biological process (GO): proteolysis
Molecular function (GO): cysteine-type peptidase activity
Source: RefSeq, a predicted model, not a curated record
GGGCUUCCCUCAAAGCCACAACAAACCACGCCCCCUACAAACCACGCCCCUUAAAGGCGGCAUAAACAAUCGAAGAUUACUAAAGGCAGAGGAAGCGGAAGAAAAAGGUGGCAUAAACAAUCGAAGAUUAUAGACGCGAUGUCAAUGCCCGUUCAGACAAACAACACAACAUUUCAGGAUGGCACUUGCCCGGAGCUCGUUAAAUUGGGAGUGGACACUUUUCAGUGUCCAAUGUGCCAAAAGGUUGGGCCAUACCAUGCACUUGUUCCACAUUUACAAGGCCACCAGAUUUCUGUGGUUAAAUAUGGAGGUAGGGAAUGGGUGCCUCAGGUUGGUCAGGGAGAUGGCAAAUAUCCAGGGAAGGGAUGUUUUUGUUGCUGACCUGUACGUCACCCCAACAUGGCUCGAUCCUGGAAACACUGAUCCCCUGCUCCAUUUCCCAAGGUCUUGCACAGCAGAUUGUUGCGGGAGCCUGGACAGAGAAGACUGCCCUGGAUUUGAAGGAUGUUCCUAAGCAGACACAUGGCAAUGACUGUGGUGUCUUCAUGAUAAUGUAUGCCUGGUACUUUGCCAUGGAUGCCUGCUUUGACUUCGGUGUUGAUGACAUGUGUCUCCUUAGAAGAUGGUGGUGCAUUGUUCUCUUGGAGAACUUUGGGCUGGAAGGGUAUGGAAGGAAGUUUGCUCAUUUUACAGAUGAAGGAAAGGCAACUCUUCGUGACAAUGUACCACCUGUAUUCAGGAUCACACGCAAAAGAAAACUUGAAAGCCCCAUGAAUCCACAGCACACUGACCCUGAAAUUGAUCACAUGUACUGUAAGAGGCCUUACAGUUUUCCAUCAAGAGAGCAGGUUCAAGUGAGUGAAGAUCGGUGCAUGACAACAACAUAGUGUUUACAGCUGUGCACUAAGUCACGUGUUUUGCAUGUCUUGAUUAAGGACAAUAAUGACAGCAGUGACCAACGCCAGGAUGUGUUCACCACAACCAGAGAUGCUGGGAUCCUGAGUGAGGA